GAUUCUCCGUCAUUCGCGAGAUAACGACUCCCCCGGACGCCGCAGCGACCGAAGGCGUAGGCCCUCCUCCUCCUCAGUCCCCCCUGUUUCCUCCGUUGAUUCGGUGAGAUCCCGCGCGCGGGCGAAGACGGAUACCCUCUCUCCGCGAGGGGACUUUACACUCCGCAGCGCGAGCCCCUUUCCCCCCACCUUCCUCCUCCUCCUCCCCCUCCUCCUCCUCCUCCUCCUCACUCCCUCUCUCGGCUCCCUCACUUCAUAUCCGCCCGAUUUCGGAACCAGAAACCCCCCGACAGUUACCUCGUUUCGGGCUGCCGAAGCAGGCGGGGGGGGGGAUGACUCUGGAGUCGAUGAUGGCGUGCUGCCUGAGCGAGGAGGCGAAGGAGUCGAAGCGGAUCAACGCCGAGAUCGACAAGCAGCUGCGCCGAGACAAGCGCGACGCCAGACGGGAGCUGAAGCUGCUCCUCCUCGGCACGGGCGAGAGUGGUAAGAGCACGUUCAUCAAACAGAUGCGCAUCAUUCACGGCGCGGGCUACACAGACGAGGACAAGCGUGGCUUCACCAAGCUCGUCUACCAGAACAUCUUCACCUCCAUGCAGGCCAUGAUCCGUGCUACCGAGACGCUGAACAUCGGCUACAAGUACGACCAGAACAAGGCCAACGCCAUGCUAUUGAAGGAGGUGGACAUUGAGAAGGUGAUGUCCUUUGACCAGCCGUACGUCAGUGCCGUUAAGAUGCUGUGGUCCGACCCCGGGAUCCAGGAGGCUUAUGACCGCCGCAGGGAGUACCAACUCUCUGACUCCACUAAAUACUAUCUAUCCGAUCUGGAUCGAAUCGCUGAUCCAUCCUACCUGCCCACCCAGCAGGACGUGCUUCGGGUUCGAAUCCCGACCACAGGGAUCAUCGAGUACCCAUUCGACUUGCAAAGCAUCAUUUUCAGGAUGGUGGACGUGGGAGGACAGAGGUCAGAGCGCCGGAAGUGGAUCCACUGCUUUGAGAACGUGACGUCCAUCAUGUUUCUGGUGGCGCUGAGCGAGUAUGACCAGGUCCUGGUGGAGUCCGACAAUGAGAACCGUAUGGAAGAGAGCAAGGCACUUUUCCGUACGAUAAUCACAUAUCCCUGGUUCCAAAACUCUUCCGUCAUUCUCUUCCUGAACAAGAAGGACCUCCUAGAGGAGAAGAUCUCCUACUCCCACUUGGUCGAUUACUUCCCAGAGUUUGAUGGACCCCAGCGGGACGCGCAGACGGCGAGGGAGUUCAUCCUGAAGAUGUUUGUGGACCUGAACCCAGACAGCGACAAGAUCAUCUACUCGCACUUCACCUGCGCCACAGACACGGAGAACAUCCGCUUCGUCUUCGCCGCUGUGAAGGACACCAUCCUGCAGCUCAACCUGAAAGAGUACAACCUGCUGGGCGAGGGUGUUGGCGACACUUCUUGUUUGCCCUCCAGCCGUCUCCGGGUUUUGCCAAAGCCUAUCCACUUUCUCUCGUCGGCAGCUCGUGUCAAAAGGCCCUCCAUGCCUUCCCCUCGAAUUUCACCACCGGGACGUCAACCUCUUGAGAUUCGAUGGGGCGGGGGCUUGGUUCUGAUCCUCGCCCAUUUUUUGGUUUUGUUUUUGUUUGUUUUUUUUAUUUAAAUUUUAUGCAAAAUCGUGAAGGGUUUCGUCGCAGUCAGUCGGGCAGUGACGGUGCAGACGCGGCUCGGGCUGGUCUCCAUACGGACCAGAACACACCAAAACGCUGCCGUGGAAAUCGGAAGUGAUGUCCCUCACCCUCCCUGCCCCUCCCGCAAUCCCCUUGUUUAUUGAUGGAAUGGAUUAAUGGAUAUUUUUUUGGACCAUCCUGCAAAAAAAGAAAACAAAAAUUAAAAAAGGUUGAGUCCUGUUCACACACUCGUACAUGUACACGAGGACGAGCACUGUGGUGCCGGAAGCUCAGGAAUGUGGUGCCACAUUCCGGUGCAUCCUAGGACUCGGGGGAUUCCAGCGUACUAUAGUUAUCCAGAGGAUUUCGGUGCAUUUUAGAACCCAGAAGAUCCCAGCACACUCCGCCAGUGGCGUAGAGAACCAUUCCCUCUCGGAGCUCAGCACUGCACCAAGGGUAGACUUCAGUUUGCAUCGAUGAAUGUAGACUUAAAGGGAGUGCAUCGCAUCUGCAAAAGAAAAAAAUUGAACGAAAACAAAAGUGCAUAUAUAAAUAAAAUGUUAUGAAGCAUGAGGAGAGGGGAAACAGUGACAAGUACAUUGCUGAGAUGAUUGUUUUAAGAAAACAACAUUUUUUAUUGAAUAAUUAUAGCUACUUCUACUGCUAUCAGAUGAAUUAUAACAGCACCUGAAUCAACGAUGGGUUAAAAAAAAAAAAAUCUGGAAUUUUAAGGAUUUCUCAAUGUGUAAAACAUAUAUGGAUGGGAUCGUAAUCAUACAGUAGUUAUUGUUUUGGAGUGCACCAUAAACAUACAGUAGGCAUUGUUUUGAACUGGUUCAUAAUCAUAUAGUAGUUAUUCUUUUGGACUGGACCAUAAUCACAAAGUAGGGAUUGUUUUACAGGUUUGUUUUUUAACUUCCUUCCCCCAUUUAGUUUCUGAAGUGGUUUCCAUAGUGACUGCUUCCUUCUUGCAUUGCCACCAACCUGCUACAUAUUCCUGCACGAGUAUUCCCAUUUUCUGGAUACGUUCGGAUCAGUUCUGUCGGUUUGAAUUCUGGAUUAUCUGACGUUGUCACCAACUAGUGACCGUGACGCACACAACCUUUUGUUUGUUUACGCUAUUAUUUUUUAAUUACAAUUACAUCAUCUUACUGAUUAAUAAGAGUUUGCGGAGACAGAUGUAGGUUACUUUAGCUUUGGGGGUGGGAGCUAGCGUUAACAUGAAGGGGGAGGGGUCGUAAAUGCGCUGAAGUUAAUUGAUUGUGUAUAUUUAUAUUUGUAAAUACGUAUACACAUUAUAUGCUUAUAUAAAAAAAGUCUGUGGUAUACUAUCUUUGGCAAAAUGGAGAAAAAAAAAGAAUCACUCUUCGUAAUUGUGUACGGUUUUGGUUGCUUUCUUAUGAAUUACAAUAUUAUUGAUACUGUGAUUACUCUUUUUUUUUGUUUUGUUUUCUUAACUAUAAUGAUACAGAUGAUGAACACGUAGCUGUAUGUAACGGUAACGUGUGGAUGACAGAACAAGCGGUUAUGAGCAAUAGUCUGAGAAUCUCUAAGACAUCACGGCGCUUCAGGGAAACCUCCGAAACGUUUUUGGUCUGGUUUCCACGGAGACCACGCAUACCGUUCCUCAUGGGUGUGAAUGUUGCUAUUCUCAAAAUAUAAAGAUAUUUAAAAAAGAUUGUUGAGCGAACGACAAAAACAUAAAUAAAGGAUGGUUUAUUUAUCUAAUUUAUGGACCAGCUAUGAAGUUGUUAGGGUCUUUUCUGCUGUAUAAAUCCAAUGAAAAGGAUUAAAUGAACUUUUAUUGCAUUUCAUUUUGAUUCCCCCCCCCAAGACAUUUCUUGCCAUCUUGUAUUUGCGGUAUAUUAUUGUAUAGUAUUUGAGUUUCUGCUUCCACUUUUUUAUCCCCUCCUUUUAACUUUUUAUCCAAGUUUCUCACGGUAAAAUACCCAAAACACAGAUAGGAAACUAGCACAUGAAAGGAAACCAUCGUAAUAUCAGUGAUGGAAGACCUGCUUGGUCUGAACUUCCAUCUAGACGAGUAGAGACUUGUCCUGGUUUCUUCUUCCCUUAUAAAAACGUGGCUUGCAUUCACUAUUAUGUAAAUUAUGCACUGGCAGGAAGAAAAAAAUCUUUUGAAGUUCUACACAGGUUACCUUUCAUUCUGUGUCAUCAAGGGCUAAUCCACCCCUCCCACCCCACCAGACAAAGAACAAGGGGUCCAAGUUCAAACUAUUUUCUGAAGGACUGGGAGUUUUAUGAGUAUUUUAUGGCUUUUAAAGUAUCGGCUGCUUGUAUAUGAUCAGAACCACACCCCGACAUGCAGGUUCACCGACCUGGGUCCCAAACCAUCACAGAAAUCCUUGAUGACUGGUCUUAAGUAUUAAAAAGGGUAAAGAUCUAUGUUUUUCCUUUCCCACAUUAUAGAUGUGAAAACCAACAGGCAUGUUGGGCCACAUAAGUCAGUAUUUCUACUUGGGUCUUAAUGUCCUAGAAGCUAUAGAACCUACUAGCAUAGCAUGGCUUCCUCACGUAGACAUGAAGCUAGUUUAGAUGCACCAUUUUAACAUUCAUACAGUAAAUGUCUUUGGUUUAUUAAUACUAUAUGUAUAAAAUCAAGCUGUUUUUUUUCUCUGCAGAAAUCAUGUCCCUUCUGUAUGCAUUUCUUUGUAUGUCUGCCUUUUAGUUUUAAUUUGUUGAUUUAAGAUCACCAUUAAUUUUUAUCAUUAACCAGUAACUGCAGUAUGGAAUGGGAGUCUCUGGAUGCUAACACUACAAGCAAGUACUCGGAGCAUUGGGAAUGCUGAAGUUUGAAAACUAUUGAUUGUAGAGGAUGUACAUGUUUGUCCUGCAUGUAGGACUUUUUAUAAUGUGUAAAUUUGAUUUAUUUUAUAUGCACUUUCUUUCAAAACAUUUUUGUUUCUUAUGCCAGAAAGUAAAGCCAGGAAAUGCUUCGGAGACCCCUUCAAAGACCAGGCCAGCGUAAAUAACUAGUACUAUUGUCUUUGAACUGAUGCAAGCCCAGACACACAGCAGUUUGCCAUCAUCAUAGUAGUGGGAAAGGGGGUGGUUUCUUUUUUUGGUUUUGUUUUGUGUUUUUUGUUUUUGUUUUUACUUUAGUUUGGUCAAAAAAUGUAAUUUGCCCAGGGCCCCAAGGAGAACAUCCAACUCUGUGCAUAAUGUGACAUUUAGAGCAUGUGCAGUAUCAGGAAUGGUUAAGAGAAAUGGUGCCCGAAUAUUCAGAGGCUGUAAACAUCUCAAGACUCGGAACACAUUCUGCUCCUUUCUGAACCCAUUUACCUGGUUAGCUGGUUGAGUUUCUCCUGUUGAUGACAGCGUGCUGGUUUCUGAUGAUGUAGGUACUUCGAACAUUGUUGUAUCACUAUACACCUUUCCCUAACCCCGCAUUCCCUGUGCCACAUCAGAUAUUGUGCCGACAGAUCAGUACGACUCUUGGGCUCAAAUUGGAAUGCCGAUUGGUCAGAUUCUGUGAGACGGUUUCAAGCUUAACAGUAUUGAUAGUUGUGCGUGAUUUUACAGUGUUUGGUUUAGCGUUUCCUUGGUACCUGACAGAUCGGACAGCAUUUAAGGUGGUACGCCUCGCAGAAUUGUGGCCCGAGCCAUUCAACCGGCAGCCGAACAGAGACACGCGUCUUCUGUCAGUCUCUAGCAAGAGUGUUUUCUUCCUAAAGUGAGCUGACAGCAGCUUUAGAUCUUCCUGAUGGCACGGUAUUGGAAUGACUGACACCCUGGAGACUACGUACGGAGGGGUGAGACCGUAAAUCUGAGCAGUUAAUACCAGAACUUGUAUAGCUAUUCAUGAAGAGACCUCUGGUUCAGACCCCUAUAGAGUUGCGUUGUUUUAUUUUAGAACACAUCAGCUGAACACUAUUGAAUCUACAACUACUUUUCACUUCUCUCAUUGGGACAGGUUGAUUAUUUGUGAUGUAUGAAAGAUUCAUUUCUCUCCCUCUCUUUCGCUCUUUCUGCCUUUUCUUUAUAAGUAUACCAAAUGUAAAUGUUGUAUUAUAUUGAGUGUGCCAAUCCCCUCCUUUGAAACUGACUCUAUACAAGUGCCAAUUGUUGUCCAAAUCACGUGAGGACCGGGUUAAAAAAAAAAAAAAGGCCCCCCCUUUUAAAACCAACUGAAACACUAAAUAAGAGAAAAAUGACUUUAUUCUGUAUUUAAGAUUUAAGAGAAACUGCUGUUUUUUUGUUGUUGUUUGGGUUUUAAUUUUUCCUUUUUUAAGAAAUUGUGAUUUUUAAAUGCAUGUGCUCUGUGUUGGGGUUGGAGUUAUAGGUUGAGAAGAUGUUGAUAUUGAAACCCUCAGGAUGAGGGGUUAUUGAUUAUUGAUUUACAUCAUUCUUGCCAUAUUUUUGUCUUUAUUUGUACUGUUUCAUUUCAACCACUGUUGCCUGAACCUCAUUCAAACAUGAAAGAUUUUCAUAACCGCCUUCUAAAAAAAUAAAUAAAUAAAUAAAAAUUAAUAAAGUAUCUGUUUUAAAUUUAAAUAAAUUUGUUCCUAUA
This is a messenger RNA of Electrophorus electricus (electric eel), 6169 nucleotides long. Lineage: Eukaryota; Metazoa; Chordata; Actinopteri; Gymnotiformes; Gymnotidae. The record is from RefSeq and is a predicted model, not a curated record.